Molecule: messenger RNA, 882 nt
Organism: Silurus meridionalis
Lineage: Eukaryota; Metazoa; Chordata; Actinopteri; Siluriformes; Siluridae
Product: odorant receptor 131-2-like
Exons: 1
Coding region: 1-882 (293 amino acids)
Biological process (GO): G protein-coupled receptor signaling pathway
Cellular component (GO): membrane
Molecular function (GO): G protein-coupled receptor activity
Source: RefSeq, a predicted model, not a curated record
AUGAAAGUUACUUUUGUAAUAUUCAUCUCUAUAUUAUUUAUCUAUUUGAAUGCUAUCAUGGUCUACGCUCUCUUGAGCAAGCCUGUUUUUAAAGAGUCUCCACGCUACAUACUGUUUAUAAACAUGCUUGUCAAUGACUCGUUUCAGCUUCUCUUUACCGCCAUGUUGUACAUUUUCAGGUUGUCUGUACUCAGGUUUGUCACAGCAGCUUGUACUUUUAUAGUUUUUAUUUCAGUUACAACGUUCCGUAAUGCACCAUUAACCCUGGCUGUUAUGUCACUAGAACGUUAUGUGGCCAUAUGCUUUCCUCUAAGACAUGCUGAAAUAGCCACUCAAAAAAGAACUUACAUUGCCAUUGGAGUCAUUUGGUUUAUUGGUUCUGUAAACUUUGUAAUUGACUUGCUUUAUGUAGCAGUGAUGGACAGUAACUUUUUAACUUCACAAAUAUUGUGCACAAGAGAAAGGCUCUUUAUAAAGCAAUGGCAAGCAGAGGCGUUACAGGGCUUUAGCAUAUUUUACUUUGUGUCAGUGUCUAUAAUCAUCAUUUUUACUUAUAUCAAUAUUGUAAUAACAGCCAGGUCCAUUACUUCCAAUAAAGACUCAGCUUCAAAAGCUCACAAGACCGUGCUGCUGCACCUCAUUCAGCUAAUCCUGUGCCUUUCCUCUUUUUUCUACAGCUUUGUUGAGCGAGCUGUAGCAACAGUUAGCGACAAUAAACUUAGCAUAGAAUUGCUUUAUCUAAAUUAUUUGUUUGUGCUGAUCUUGCCACGCUGCCUAAGCCCACUCAUCUAUGGAUUAAGAGAUGCUGCUGUACGGCCAUUAUUCAUCUAUUAUUUCUGCUUUGCCACAGGGAAACGCAGGUCUACAGUCAAUGUACACUGA